AUGGAGCGAGGCGAACAGUGUCUGACGCGCGCGUUUGAGAAGUGUUUGGAUUGGUCGACGAGCAGGACGGAGCCGAACUUGGUCGCGAUAGGACAGACGACUGGUCGAGUUUUGCUGAUGAACAUGGGGGGAGAUCGGUCGUCCGACAGGAUCAAGAGCGUUUUUGCGCCGAAGCAGCCGCGACAGUGCAACGUGGUGGCGUGGAAUCCCGUGUUCCACGGUCAGCUCGCGGCUGGAUUCGAUCGGACGCGGUCCGAUCAUUAUUCGUGCAUGGUUUGGGACCUCAACGAGCUGGAGGACAAGCACGAGCUUUCGCUGCCGUCUCAGUCGUUUGAGUCGGAGUCCGCCAACUGCUUUUCGCUGCCGACGGGGUCUCUGGACGAGAGGUACGGCAAUUCCCCGUCCGCGGUCGCGGAGUACGCGGUGCAUCCCAAAGUGAGGCUGGCGAAUUUGGAGGAGACGUCGUGCUUGGCGUGGCUCCCGAACAUGCCGCAUUGCCUGAUGCUGAGCACUAAAAAUCGCUGGAUUCGGAUAUACGACACUCGACAAGGAACUAGCGCCGUGUCCAGCGUCAGCAUCGCUCCGACGAGGGCGGUCCGCGGCAUUCGCUUCAGUCCGGUGCACCCGUGCUACGCGGCCACCUUCAGCGGCGAACCCGGAAUCAAGUUGUGGGACAUUCGCUCGUUCAGAGAGCCUGUGCUGCAAAUAUCGACUGCCAGUCGCCCGGUGGAAGUAGCUUGGUGUCCCGUGCGCGGAGACUUGUUGGGCGGCCUCCUCAAGGAGGAGACCUGCAUUCGCGUCUACAACGUGUCGGGUUGCGAGUCGUCGCAGCAGGACGCGGCCGCACCGCUCGCCGCGAGGUCGAAGACUUCUUCGGCCGCCUACGGGGCGCUGAAAGACGCAAAAGGCGACGACGGACCGGGAGCAACCCCAUUCUACCAAUAUGUGAGCAACGCCUACGAAGUCCUAGACGCCGUCUCAAGCUUUUGCUGGCACGCCAGCAGACCGCAGUUGCUCUGCUUGAGCGCCAACAACGGCUUGCGCAUACUCAACAUAAGGAGACCCAUCACCGUCUCUUUCAGCAACCUGUCGCGACUUUGCUUCGGCUUCGGGUCUCAGCUCUUCGAGGGCCCUGUCCUGUCGAACUCCGACCCCCUCGCGGCCGACUCGGCCGCCAGCGACAGCGACACGUCCAAACCCGCUCCGGAGACGGGCGAUCAGUCUUCCGUCGCAGACGCCGACAAGGACAUCUCUUUGGUCAUGCACCAAAGAGCCAAAAGAGGCUACGGUGGCGACGCGAAGGCGAACCGCGAGCUAGCGCGCACCUUCAACAGCCCGGACAUCCUCUUCGCCUGGCGCUGGCUCUGCAACGCAAAGUACAGCGUAAAAAAAAAUACGGCCGACUUCAGAGGCGUCUACUCGAUCAUCAGCCGCUCGAAGGGCUCCCAUGUCUCCUCCAGCCCUCUGACGCCCGUCAAACCCGCGGAAGAUGCCGAAGACGCCGACUCCCACCCCAGCAAGACCACCCCCUCCUCUCACUCAAUCGCCGGCGAAACCACGCCCCAAGUCGCCUCCACGACCGCCGACGCGGACUCGCCCGCCAUCGCGUACCUCCGGUCCAUCCACACCGUCUACACGUCCAGCGAGAGGUCGCUGAGCCUGCGCCUCUGCGGAUGGGGAUUCGUCUCCUACCAGAAAUUCUGGUCCAACAUCGAAAUGCUAGUCGAAGGCGGACUCGUCACCAAAGCAGUCGCCAUCGCUCUGUUCCACCUAGAAGUCCAAGCCGCCAUCUUCGUCCUUCGCAUGAAGAACCACUCUCAAGACCCCGUUCUAAAACUCAUAGACAUGGCCCUCGCCGGCAUCAACGAAAACCCCUCCGCUCAGUGGAGAAGUAGCCUCCAAUUCCUCAAAGACCAGAUGAUCGACCCCUACGCAAUAGCCAUCGUCUCCUUUCUCUGCAAGACCGAACGCGACGGCUACCAAGACAUCCUCGUCGACUGCAAAAUCUCCUUCUUGGACAAAAUCGCGUUCGCCUGUCGAUACCUAGACGACGAAAGCCUGAAAACCUACCUCGAGGCAACCAGAACCCAAAUGAUCAAGCUGGGCCUCCUCAUCGGCGUCGCCCUCACCGGCAUCGACUCCACCGGCGGAGGCGUCGAUCUGUUGCAAGAAUACCUCAACAGAACCUGCAACAUCCAAACAGUCGCCCUGCUCCUCUGCCACACCUCGCCUCGAAAAAACGCCCCCGACCGCCGCCCCCUUCUCUGGAUCGGCAUCUACAGGCAGCUCUUGAACACCUGGAAAAUGUGGAUGGAAAGAGCCCAGCUCGAAGCCCUCAGGGGCAGCUUCCUCGGCACUCCAUUGCUGCCCCAGGUCGUCGUUCGGUGCAACAUCUGCAGCGCGCCUCUGAACGCCAGCAAAGGAAACCUCUCUCACUUCAAAAUCACGGCGCCCAUCAAACUAGGACUGCUCAACGAACCAAAAGCUCUAGCCACCACCUCCGCCCUCGGCAACGCCAAGACCGCGCCCGGCAUGCCAGAACCCUCCAUACAAGACAAAAUAACGACCGCCUGUCCAUCCUGCCACAAAAGACUGCCCAGGUGCGCACUCUGUCUACUUCCUCUUACUUGCGUGGUCCCAACGCCCAACAGCCUGCAGAGACACGACGCGCCGGUCUCGCACUCAGGCGCUCAAUCUUUCGACAACUGGUUCUCCUGGUGCCAAACGUGCAAGCACGGCGGACACGUCAAACACCUUCUCAGCUGGUUCGAAGAAAGCAACGUCUGUCCCGUCGCAGACUGCGACUGUCGCUGUUCAUUCCGCUAA
Molecule: messenger RNA, 2826 nt
Organism: Schistocerca gregaria
Lineage: Eukaryota; Metazoa; Arthropoda; Insecta; Orthoptera; Acrididae
Product: GATOR complex protein MIOS-like
Exons: 1
Coding region: 1-2826 (941 amino acids)
Cellular component (GO): cytoplasm
Molecular function (GO): protein binding
Source: RefSeq, a predicted model, not a curated record